Messenger RNA from Urocitellus parryii (Arctic ground squirrel), 2238 nucleotides. RefSeq names its product ERCC excision repair 8, CSA ubiquitin ligase complex subunit (gene Ercc8). Gene Ontology annotation, cellular component: nucleotide-excision repair complex; Cul4A-RING E3 ubiquitin ligase complex. Gene Ontology annotation, biological process: protein polyubiquitination; transcription-coupled nucleotide-excision repair; proteasome-mediated ubiquitin-dependent protein catabolic process. Gene Ontology annotation, molecular function: protein binding. The record is from RefSeq and is a predicted model, not a curated record. Lineage: Eukaryota; Metazoa; Chordata; Mammalia; Rodentia; Sciuridae.
GCUAUUGCGGCUCCUCCUCCGAGCCCUGUCAUGGCGGCGUCCAGUGUGCCAGCUGAGGUGAGGAAACGCGAUGCUGGGCUUUUUGUCCGCGCGACAAGCGGGUUUGGAAGACCCUAUGCGCUUCCAGAGAACGGAGUCCACACGGAGGGUUUUGGGACUGGAGUUAAACAAAGACAGAGAUAUUGAAAGAAUCCAUGGAAGUGGAGUUAACACCCUUGACAUUGAACCUGUUGAAGGGAGAUACAUGUUAUCAGGUGGUUCAGAUGGUGUGAUUGUACUUUAUGACCUUGAGAACUCCAGCAGACAACUUUAUUACACAUGUAAAGCAGUAUGUUCCAUCGGCAGAAAUCAUCCUGAUGUUCACAAGUACAGUGUGGAGACUGUUCAGUGGUAUCCUCAUGACACUGGAAUGUUCACAUCAAGCUCAUUUGAUAAAACUCUGAAAGUAUGGGACACAAAUACAUUACAAACUGCAGAUGUAUUUAAUUUUGAAGAAACAGUUUAUAGUCAUCAUAUGUCUCCAGUUGCGACCAAGCACUGUUUGGUAGCAGUUGGUACUAGAGGACCCAAAGUAAAACUUUGUGACUUAAAGUCUGGAUCCUGUUCUCAUAUUCUACAGGGUCACAGACAGGAAAUCUUGGCAGUUUCCUGGUCACCACGUUAUGAGUAUAUCUUGGCUACUGCAAGUGCUGACAGUAGAGUAAAAUUAUGGGAUGUGAGGAGAGCUUCAGGAUGUUUGAUUAAUCUUGAUCAGCAUAAUGGGAAAAAGUCACAAGCUGCUGAAUCAGCAAACACUGCUCAUAAUGGGAAAGUUAAUGGCUUAUGUUUUACAAGUGAUGGGCUUCACCUCCUCACUGUUGGUACAGAUAAUCGAAUGAGGCUCUGGAAUAGUUCCAAUGGAGAAAACACACUAGUGAAUUAUGGAAAAGUUUGUAACGACAGCAGAAAAGGAUUGAAAUUCACUGUCUCCUGCGGCUGCAGUUCAGAAUUUGUUUUUGUGCCAUAUGGUAGCACCAUUGCUGUUUAUACAGUUUACUCAGGAGAACAGAUAACUAUGCUUAAGGGACAUUAUAAAAAUGUUGACUGCUGUGUAUUUCAAUCUAAUUUCCAGGAACUUUAUAGUGGUAGCAGAGACUGCAAUAUUCUUGCUUGGGUACCAUCCUUAUAUGAACCAGUUCCCGAUGAUGAUGAGACUACAACCAAAUCGCAGUUAAAUCCAGCUUUUGAAGAUGCCUGGAGCAGCAGUGAUGAGGAAGGAUGAAUAUCAACCUUUUUGUUUCUACUGAUGAAACUUUUAAAACACCACUGUUUGUGUGAGAUUUUUGUUAAACUGUUCAGUUACUGACAAUUAAAUUAGCUUCAAAUUUGGAUGAUAGUUUUUCCUCAUUUUUUAAAAUGAGUUUACUAUUUGUAUAAAGUCCCGAGGCCAGGAGCAGCCACUGUUGCUACAAUACAAUAGCAGAAGUUGUAUCUCAGGUGAGAUUGUAACAGAUUGUCAAACCUGUGUAAAAUUCUUUCUUAUUGAUAUAUUCAUAUUUUGCUAUGAUUUUAUUUAACUGUGGAUCAUCCAGCUUUAUGUUAAACAGUUUUGGACUUAUUAUCUCCUGCCAUCCAAACAGUACAUCACAGUAGGCUUUUAACUGGUGACAUCUCAUGUUUGCUUGAAGUCAGAAGCAGCUUGUACGCUCAAGCUUAAACUCCUUUCUAUGAAACUAGCUAAGAUUUACCAUGUCCUGCCUCAUUCAUCCAAGCAAAAAAUGUCCCAGGAGGGAAUCUGGCUUAAACAUAAAAUGUCAUCAUAAAAUUUCUAUUUUAUUCUCCCUUCUUCCUGUGUCAACCCACAAAUGAUUAUUAUGAAGCUAACUUUUCUUUUUUAAAAAAAAUUUUGCUGGGGAUUAAACCCAAGGACUCACACAUGUUGGUCAAGUUCUUUAUCAAUGACCAUCCCUAGCCUCUAAGAAGCUAAUCUUAUAUUUUCUUUCUUCCUGAUUCUUUAACCAGAAGGAGACUAGAAAAAGAGGUUUUUGUGAACUUGGAUACUAAGUUCAUGAUUAUUUUUCAGUGUGUUGAGUUUUUAAAGUAUAUAACUGUUAGACCUCAUGUCAGACCUUUCUGGUCAAAUAUUUUCCAUACAAGAGUUUUCUGAAACCCAGAGUAUUCUACUCUCACUUUUUUCCCCUCCUGAUGGGGAUGCUUUUGACCUUUGAGAAAGGUAUUAAAAUAGGAUUUUUUUUUAAA